Branchiostoma belcheri (Belcher's lancelet) is the source of this 4065-nucleotide messenger RNA. RefSeq lists its product as uncharacterized. The record is from RefSeq and is a predicted model, not a curated record. Gene Ontology annotation, molecular function: G protein-coupled receptor activity. Gene Ontology annotation, cellular component: membrane. The coding region runs from base 100 to 3810 and encodes 1236 amino acids. Lineage: Eukaryota; Metazoa; Chordata; Leptocardii; Amphioxiformes; Branchiostomatidae. The transcript has 21 exons. Gene Ontology annotation, biological process: cell surface receptor signaling pathway; adenylate cyclase-activating G protein-coupled receptor signaling pathway.
CUCGCUUUGUUAUGGUCACCAUGGGCUAGACUCCUCCUAGGAAAGUGUAGAGGACAUUCCUGGAACAUUUUUCUCAGAGGCAUCAGGAGAUGGGAGACGAUGCUUGUGGUUCGAACCUUUUUCUUCUUCCUGUUCGUCUUGAGGUUUUCUGACGGGAGGUCCCUGGACGACUCCCUGGGGAUCUCGCCCUGGCUCCUCGCUGCUUCUGAGACUCUGUCUGAGACGGACCCGGGGAGCGGUGGAGAUCCAGACUUGGGGAGCGGGUAUGACCUACACCUCCCGUCCACAGAACCACCUCCCAUCAAGGACGCGACCUUCGCAGUCAACCCCGUUCUGCAGCAUACCUGUCGGCGCGAAGAGGCCGAUGGGUAUUUGUGGCUGGAGACCGCUGCCCCGGGUUUGGCAGAGGUUCCGUGUAUCGGGGAGGAGGCGGCAGGCGGUCCGUUGGCGGCCCGGGAGUGCGGGAUAGUGGAAAUGCCUGAGUACGGGUACUCUGUGGCGUUCUGGCGGGGCCCGGACUGCAGCGCCUGCCGCGUCUGUAAACCCGCCACCAAGUCCUGCAAGGGGGAGAGCAGCUACGACAUGGACUGGGAGGAAACACCUGUAGGUAAGGACCCUAGUGUUUCUGUCACAGCUUGUAAAAUCUACGACAUCAUGGCCUACGUAUUCAGCUAUUUCUACGUACAUGUAUGUACUACACAAAGUUCACUGUUCACAUGGAGUCAUGGGGUGACAGUUUUCUGUUACCAAGGACAGGUAGUAGAGAAGCCGUGUGACGAGCGGCUGGGUCUGAGAGGGCCCAGUGUGAAGAGACGGUGUGUGGAGUACCCGCCCCUCAGAGAGGUAGUAGAGAAGCCGUGUGACGAGCAGCUGGGCCUGAGAGGGCCCAGUGUGAAGAGACGGUGUGUGGAGUACCCGCCCCUCAGUAUGGCGGUCUGGGAGGUUCCUGACAUGACUGAGUGUGUCAGCGCCUUUACCAACUCUACCAUAUUCCAGGUGGCGCUGCUAGAGCAGUACUUCACCAUGUACCUGAAUUUCACCGUGCAGUGGAUGAAGCGAAACGUGUGUCCACCCGAGACAACGUUUAGAGAGGAGAACGGGAAAGGUGUGUUCAGAUGGCCGCUGACGCUGGCGGGUUUCCCGGCGCUGGCGGACUGUCCAUACGGCUCCAUCCUGCCGUCAGCCCGCCUCAUCCGGGAUCUCAUCCUCGACAUCUCGCUCGGGGUCUUCCAGAACCAGGAAAUUCCCGUGGAGAACUACAACGGCACCAGCCUGACCGACAACUUCCUCCAUGCGCUAUGGACCAGCAGCAUGGACAACUUCGUGGAGAGCGACGUCUACAAGGAGGGGAAGGAGUUCUUCGAGAGCAUCCUGAACAAGACAGGCGAAGAGGCAUCCAAGCAUCCCAGGCGGCGGUGGUCUGAGGGGGCAGCCGAACCCAUCGUCAUCCACCGCCCGGAGUCUCGGCCCCGACAUCUGCACCAUUUCGGCACGUCUGACCACGAAGAUAGUGUGGGAGUAGAGAGCUCCAAUAACAACGACACAACCAACCAAACUCAAGAACCUCCAGCCAGAAACAAGGUGACGUGGGAGAACUUCGCGAACGUCCUGCUGCACAUGGAGCUACUCUUGCGCAGGGCCAGUCGGAAGUGCGUGCAGAACGAGGACGGCACCGUCAGCUGGACCGAGCCCUUGACCUGGAUGUGCCGCUCCAAGGACAGCGAGCCGUUCGAGGACCUCUACAACAUUCUGUCAGACAGCGCCAGGGUGGAAGCGUUUAUAUCAAGCAUAGAACACGUGACCGGUGACCUUGGUAACAUCAGGACUCCGGAUGUGGAACUAACUCUAAACAUGUUUGAGACUGCGCACAAAGUAGACCAGAUCUACUCCCCAGAGGUUGAGCCGCAGGCGUUCCCCGGUAUGACCUUCGUGUCUCUGCACAGUCCCUCCAACCUCACCAACUGUACGGACCAUGGAGGAGCAGGUAACCUCAGCCUGAGGAACCACACGUUCCAGACCAUCCCGGGUGAUCUACAGCAGACAGUGGAGCGGAUCGACAUCUCCGUCCUGAGCGAGCUUAUCUACAUCCCGCACGCUGUCUUUGAUCAGGCUGAUGCCAGAGCUGCAUUGGAUGCGAACUGCUCCUGGCACCACUCUGGUGACACGCACGCCAUUCAGUUCGUACUGUACGAGAACGACCGGCUUUUCCCUUCUGACAUCAACGGGCAAAACGACAUACACAACGGCACGAGUUCUAACGAGGACCACGGAGGCCCGAGUCUAGUGUCGCUACAGGAGGACCACCAGCUGAAGAUCGGCAGCAGGGUUCUCGCCAGUAAGAUCCAGGGACGCUGUGUGAAGAACCUGACGGAACCUGUGGUCAUCAUCCUGAAACAUAAGAUGAAGGGGAGAACACCUACGUGCGUGUUCUGGGACUUCGAUGCUGCGGGCGGGGCAGGGGCAUGGUCAACUGAAGGAUGCUGGGUACACCAAACCGUCGAUGACGUCACGGAGUGCCAUUGUAACCACCUGACUAACUUUGCCCUGAUAAUGGACAUCUCUGACCAGUUCGGUGCCGGCCCGUUACCGGUGGAACACCGCACGGCGCUGAGCUGGAUCUCCUGGCUGGGCUGCGGGCUGUCCAUGGUCGGACUCAUCGGCACAUUAGUGUCUCUGCUGUUCGUCAGGCGCCUGCGGCAGCUGAAGACAACCCCGUGUCACCUGAACCUGAGCACGGCCAUGUUGCUGGCCAUGGUGAGUCUGCAGGUCGGCGUGAAGCAGACGGACAGCCGGGUGGCGUGUGGAGUACAGGCCGCGCUUAUACAGUACUUCUUACUGGUAUCUCUGGCGUGGAUGGCAGUCGAGGCACUGCUCAUGUACCAGAACCUGGUCAAGGUGGUCCUGACGCAACCGCGAUUCUUCUUCUGCAGGUCCUGCGUUACGGCAUGGGUUGUCCCGGCUAUCGUGGUCACCGCGUCUGUAUCACUUCGCUGGGACUCUUACGGCGCAGACGACAGAUGUUGGAUCUCUGACGCUGCGGUGUUCUUCGCCACGUUCUUCGUGCCCACCAUGCUCAUCGUGGUGUUCAACAGCGCCAUCUUCGUGCUGGUGAUCCGGUCGCUGGUGGUGAGGAAGGUUCCCGGGGACGGCUUCACCACCCGCCGCAAGGACCGCGUCAGGGAGGCGAGAAGCGCCGUGGGGCUCAUGGUCCUGCUCGGUCUUACCUACCUCUUCGGAAGCUUCACUGUGGGCGACGCCCGCCUGGUGUUCCAGUACAUCUUCGCCAUCACCAACUCCGUCCAGGGCUUCCUCAUCUUCCUCUUCUUCGCCGUCAUCCCUCUCUACAGGCAGAGGAAGACGAAGAAGAAGCGGUCCGACCUUCACUGCAAGAUGCCGGCCAAGAUUCAGUCCAGGGUGUCCGUGGUCUCUCUGGACGUCUCCUCGCGUCUUCGCAGAUCAUCCUCACAAUCGACGGUGGAAAGUUUUACUGGGGACUGCGAAGCGGUGAGGAGGAAUGUUGGCGCGCUUCCAUCUGUCGCGGAAGAGCAACCGGAAAUUACCGAUGAUGACCGACCGGGUACGGACAUUCCCGAUGAGGCCCGAACAACGAAUGAACGAGAAGGUCAAAGAUUUCCUGCAAACGCCGUGACUCUGAAACAUGACGACCAAAACAGUCCCGAUUUUCCCACCCCAUCGCACGGGUACUGUCCCCGUGGCCGUGUGUUCGGUCACGGUUUCCUCAGAAGGGCCCACGUGUCUACCUCUGAAAGCCAAGUGGACUUGACUCUAUGGGACGACGAGCAGUACUGAAACCACCUUCAUCACAGUCACCACUGUUAAAUUUUUCUCUCUUGACCUUCAAGCCGUCCAGUUCUGGUUAUUCGUCGUUAAAAAAAGGGUUUAUCAGAAAUCAAGCCCUUAACCCUCAAGUUAGACUGCCUAAUGAUACACCAUGUACCUCAUAUUGUGAACCUAAAAACCUCACAUUUGUAGGACAAUAUAAGCCAUUGUUGAUUUGUGUUCAAUCCGUAAAACGGAUGAAGACCUUUAAAUAUAUAGUCUAUG